Messenger RNA from Mya arenaria, 3120 nucleotides. RefSeq names its product 15-hydroxyprostaglandin dehydrogenase [NAD(+)]-like. The transcript is spliced from 8 exons. Gene Ontology annotation, cellular component: cytoplasm. NCBI's taxonomy places the organism in Eukaryota, Metazoa, Mollusca, Bivalvia, Myida, Myidae. The record is from RefSeq and is a predicted model, not a curated record. Gene Ontology annotation, molecular function: oxidoreductase activity, acting on the CH-OH group of donors, NAD or NADP as acceptor. Bases 630 to 1421 code for a protein of 263 amino acids.
UUUCUAAGAUUGUAUAUCCAUUACGUUCCAGUAGAAAGAUGUUGUCUAAACAACAUUAGAAAUAUCAGAUGUCUGCUGGAUAAUAUUGGAAUAACUAGGCGUUUUGAGAUCUUCUCUUUGUUGGGAAUUUAUUUUAAUAUUUGCGCUUUGACAUUUACUACAUCUUGCACCAAUAUAACUUAAAAUAUAUGUAUAUGUGUGCGCUUAUAAAUACAACCAUAUUAAACUGUUUUCGCAUAUUCAUUUCAACAGCUUGGAAUAGUUAAUUAUAUAUCAGCACGUCGUUUAUCAUUGGAAUACUUGUUUCAUGGUAACAAGAAGAAAAAAUAUUUUUUUUGGCGAUUUUAACAGUUAACGUAAAAAAGUGGAAUAAUUUAUAGUGAUUUAAAUAAAGCAAGUAAAUACUUUACCUCAAUUCGUUCCUUUUCACGAAAUAUUUGCUCAGUGGAAAUGUUAUAUCUAAAAUAAAAUUACCAUGGAUACCAUGUUCUGCGUCUUGAAGGCAUAACACUCGAAAAAAAGAAAAUGAUCAAAACAUCAAACAGUGCUGUAUUAACUGCAUUGCUAUAGGACGCGACGGAUUUUAGAAGAACUGGAUAACUAUACAGUUAUAUCUCGUUCUCCUAAGGAUGGAAUUAAGAGGUAAAGUGGCGUUGGUAACUGGUGGAACCUCAGGAAUGGGAAGCGGAUUUGCAGAAGCCCUCCUGACAGAAGGAGCAAAGGUGAGUAUCGUAGAUUACAACGAGGAGGCUGGGCGCUCAACUGAAAAGGAUCUUGCGGAAAAGUACGGCAGCAGUAACGUCAUCUUCUGUCCGUGUAAUGUUACCUCACAGGAACAGUUUGAAGAAGCAUUCCGACGUACGCGGGAGGUGCUUGGUGGCCCGGAUAUUGUGGUUAACAAUGCUGGUGUCGGUGGGGAAACGGACGAUAAGUGGGAAGCAGUUAUCGACAUCAACCUGAAGGGGACGUUACGGGGCACACGACUUGCACUGAGAUAUAUGAGUGAGGCGGGAGCUGGCAGCGGCGGUGUCAUCAUCAACAUGGCCAGUAUGGCGGGGGUAAAUCCAAAUCCGUUUUCCCCCGUUUACGGGGCAUCGAAAGCUGGUAUUAUUCAUGCGACAAGAUCUCUAGCAAUAUCACCUGAUGUUCAAAAGUCCGGUAUCCGUCUAAAUGUAUUGUGUCCCGCAUUCGUGGACACGCCGAUGUUCAGGAAUAUGGCUUCCGGUGACGCCUCGCAGACUUCCGGUUCAAACCAGGCGGCGGUGAAGGCAUUUGUGGACCAUAUCGGUGUUAUGAGCGUGGAAGAGGUUGCAGCUGCUUUUCUUGAUUUAGUCAAAGACGAAACAAAAAACGGAAUCAUUUUGCGGUGUGCUAAGAAAACUGGAAUCCAAUAUAGUACUCUAGCUGUACAGGAUGUAUAAUCGAUACGGACGCCAGGAAUCGUGCCAAAUCUGAGAGAAAAUUUAAAUUGUUUCCCUAUUAUGUAUCAAAGUCCAUUUAGCGGUAACUCUCCUCUUGAUACAUCUUCACGGAUCGUCAAGGUAGCUGACUGCGUAGGCCAAUGCAGUAGUUAGUGACUAGUGAAAAACAAAAGGAAUGAUAUCUAACGAUCUACAAUGAGUGAAUUGCUCUUGGUAACAGGCCUUUCGAUAUUACCCAAAUAAGAUUGGCAUUUGGGGCGACAAUCAGUUCAUGCCUAAAAUGGUGGUAUUGUUCUCAGGUGUCUAUAAAUUACCUAAUUGCCUCAGUUUAAACCAUCUAAGCUUUCUGUAACAGUAUCAAGUGUGAAUCGAUGAAGCGUGCAGAUCGGACAGUAUUCAUUGUGUUUUAUCACCUUUCUGUGGGACCAAUUUAUGUAUUAAAAUGGUCGAAUAUCAUGUCAAAAUUACUAAGACAGCAUUACAAAAAUAACAUUCAUAUAUCUGUCUGUGAACUGAAAAUUAAAAACAUAUUCAUUUCAGCUUUUGACUGUUGACAUUACUAGUACAGUUUUUAUUGUUUUGUUUUAUAAGCAUGCUUUAUUAUUUAACAUAUCUAUCAAUACUUAUUAUCUUCGCCCUCCUUGCAGACCGAAGAGACUUUCAGUGCUUUGAUAUAUAUAUAACAUUUAGUUACAGCCAUUGUCCGCGCAAAGUAGGUUCUGUGCAACGGGAUUCAAAGGGACUAUAAUCUAUACAUUUAACAAUUGUAUUAUGCAAAACAAAUAUAUCUUCUUAAACAGCGAUACAUUUCUAGAUUUAGCUGUACUUUGGCGUCUUAAACUUAAAAGUUUGUAUGCUACCUGUUCACAAAGUACCGGCUUCUUGAUGAGAUAUGUGCAUGUUUUGAAUAACGUAAUUUAUCUUAUUCCGUAUGACGGCUUUGUAAUCAAACUUCUAUGACAUUUUUUAAUGCAAAUAAGGACUUGAAUCGCAUAAUCAUGAUGAAGAGCUCUUACUGAACGUCAAGUCAAUGCUGUUGUUGUUAUGCUUACUGAGUAUUCAGCGUUAUACCGAACAUUGAGAUUAUAUAGGAUGAUUUGGCCAACCUACAAACUACUUCUUCAACAAUUUAUACAUACAAAUGUUAAUCAUGUGUUUACUAAACACUUUUAAAGAACAAGUUUCCUUUUUAUGUGCUUGUAUGUUUUUUCAUUAUAUGCCUUCGAACAUCAAUCAUCAACUUUCUCUUGGUUUAUAAAUGUUUGCCAGCUGUAUAUGGAUUUAUAAGCGCCCAAUCACAUUGACAGAACUCAGGUAUCUAAUUGAUAAACAAAAACUGAGGAAAAUUUCUGAAUCAACUAGAACCUUUCUGGUCUCAUUAGGUGCUCAAAUCAAUUGUUAUUUAACUAUAUGAUAUUUUAAUUAUAGUGUAAAUGUAUUGGGUUGUUUCUGCAUGUUGGUAUUGAGGUAAUGUUUACUUAGUUGAUAAUUACCUGCAUUUUCUAACUUGUAUGCCUUUCCAAUAGCAUAAAGACACACAACGAACAUGUUCAAACAUAAUUUAUUCUAUAAGUUUUAUUAAUUAUGGAAAGGUUUUGGUUCUUGCAUCGAAUUAAUUUAUUGUUAAUGGCGAAACGAAUCAAUUAAACAUAUCUCAAUACACCAUUUUCUUUUUUUAUAAUUUAAGAAAAUACAUGUU